Messenger RNA from Grus americana (Whooping crane), 3206 nucleotides. Its product is annotated as photoreceptor outer segment membrane glycoprotein 2. Gene Ontology annotation, cellular component: membrane. The record is from RefSeq and is a predicted model, not a curated record. Gene Ontology annotation, biological process: visual perception. The transcript has 5 exons. The coding region runs from base 528 to 1622 and encodes 364 amino acids. Lineage: Eukaryota; Metazoa; Chordata; Aves; Gruiformes; Gruidae.
GCCGGCCAGGACCGCCACGAACCGUUUCCCGCCGAGGCUCUGAGGGGGCGGCGGGCAACGCCUGUGGCAGGGAUCGAGGCCGGCCCACGGCGCUCGCCGCCCCAGGGCCGCUCCCCGCUGUAGCGCCCGCUCUGGUCCGGGAAGGGGGGAGCUGCGUCCUCGCCGCACUACCGGCCUCCGCCUCAUCAGCCCGGGCUCGGCCAUCCCCGGGCCUCAUCGGCGCAGCCGCCCGCCAGACUUUCCAGCCUAGUGAGGCAAUGGAGCGGGUGCUCUUCGGUGGGUGCCGGUGUGCCAUCGCACAACAGCUGACGGGACGCGUUUGUAGGCAACGGUGUCAACCCAGAGGCUGGAUCCAUCUGGCAGACCGGCAGCUAGGAGGGACCUUUUCUGUGGGAAGGGGGAAGGACGGAUUUGCUGUGCUCGCAGCAGCUUGUAUGAAGUGUCUACUGCAUGCCUUGGAUACAUGCUCCUGAUCAGCUUACAAGCUUUCCUUGACCUAUGUAGCUCUUCCUAAUGCUGAUCUGACUAUGGCUGUCCUCAAAGUAAAAUUCACGAAAACUAAGAGGGACAAACUGGCUCAGAUCUUAUGGAUCCUCAACUGGGUUUCUGUAGUGAGUGGAAUCAUUCUCUUCAGUCUUGGCCUCUUUCUGAAAAUAGAGAUCAAGAAGCGCAAUGAAGUGAUGGCAAAAGGGGACAUUAACUCUGUCCCCAACAUGCUGAUCUCUGUAGGAGUCAUAGCAUGUAUCAUCAACUUUCUGGGUGGCAAAAUCUGCUAUGACUGUUCGGACGCAAAGAAGUUCUCUCGAUGGAAAUUAGUUAUGCUCCCAUACAUCGUAUGUACCUUCUGUUUUACCUUCUGCAUCCUCGUGGGUGCUCUCAUGUGCUACACCAUGAGGAAUGAGCUGGAAGAGUCUCUCUAUCUGGGACUGAGGGAUGCUAUUAAGUUCUAUAAGGACACGGACAUACCUGGACGAUGUUUCUUAAAGAAAACAGUGGAUAUGUUACAAAUUGGAUUCCAAUGCUGUGGAAACAAUGGCUUUAGAGACUGGUUUGAAAUUCAGUGGGUAUCUGCUCGUUAUCUGAAUAUGGCUUCCAAUGAAGUUCUGGACCGUCUAAAGAGCAACGUUGAUGGAAAGUUCUUGGUGGAUGGAGUACCCUUCAGCUGCUGCAACCCAAGCUCCCCACGGCCCUGUAUCCAGUACCAGCUGACCAACAACAGUGCUCACUACAAUUACGAUUUUCUGACAGAGGAGCUCAAUAUCUGGGUGAAGGGGUGCAGAGAGGCCCUGCUGGAUCACUACGUGGCCAUUAUGAGAUCCGUCGGUAUUGCAGCAUUGCUCAUUUGGUUGUUUGAGCUUUCUGUACUUAUUGGUGUCCGGUACCUACAAACAGCAAUGAAGAAUGUCCUUCUCCUAGGAGAUCUGGAGGGUGAAUCAGAUGGUUGGUUACUGGAAAACAGCUUUGUGGAAACUGCCAAAUACAACAUCAAUAUCAUUAAGAACCUUGGCAAAGCCAAUCAGAUCUCCACUGUUUCAGGCAUUCAUGACCCCAAUAUUAACGUUCAAAACACAAACUGUGGCAAAACCAAUGUUACAACAAAAUCUAUCCCAGCAGCUAGCUAGGCAAGUGUUCAAAGAAGUGACAUCAUAAGUCUAGCUUUGACAUAUUACAGUCUUACAGUUACCAGAUUUUUCACUGGUAGGGGAAAAAAAAGGUAGGAAAACUAAUGAGACAAUUGAACAAACCACAGACUGGUGACAGCUCCAAAAAUGCUGAUACUACUUUGGCUGGAUGUAUUUUUACUCAUUCUUGUGAAAUCCCUGAUUUUUAACACUGCACAAAGCAAACUUUCAGAAUUUUCCCUACUUUCUCUCCCUUGCUUACAUCUGUCAUGGUCUAAAUACAUCAGAAUAACCAUUAUGCACAAGCAAAUGUUCCAGACAGGAUGAGUCUACACCUACUAACAUACAGAUUUGGUCUACUAGGUACCAACACAGUUGGUCAUUACUAUCAUUACAUCUAUAGAAAUCCCAGCAACAGGGAAAUCCCAAAAGAAAUUACUACACCGGAUAAAAAGAUUCUUUAAAAAAGGUGAUAACUGUGAAAUGAAAACUCUGUAAGUCCAAGUUAGGAUAGGGGAAAUUUUAGCCAGUUAUACAUAAGUUGUGGCCCUACUAAAAGAACCUACUAGCUGGAGGAAAUUGAGUUGAAGGCAAUGAGACUUAGCAUAAUGUAUUUCACUCCCCCCCUCCCCCCCCAAAAUAGUCUGAAGUAUAUCUUCAUUUGUCCCCACUCCAUAGUUCAGAGGAAGCCAACUACCCUACCUCCCUGAAAGUCAGUGGGUACUGCUGAAAAGAGUUCACUGCUCAAAACUAACUGACAGCUCAUGUUGGGAUAUUUAAAAUUCCAAGCAGCAUGUGAAAGCACAAGUUUAAAAACAAGCAGAUAGUUGCUGCCUUCAUUUGCCAAUGAAGGUAAAAGACUGACAGAUCUCCCAUCACGUUCCUAGUACGGCACUCAGGAACUUUGUCAAUGCACGGAGUGAAAGCUGCCUACUGCCAAGACACUUGUAGUUACAGGAUGCCCUAUGACUGUAAUUCAUCAUUAAGAGUAAGCAGGAAAAACUUAUCCUCUAUUCUGUAUAAGACCAAAUUACACAUGUUACUUGUUAUUGUUGUGAAUAAUACAUUGUUUGAAUAUGACUUUGGACAGCUUGUGCAUUCAUAGUGUAUAAUCAAGUAAAAGAAGCUACAUCACCAGGAUAUUCAAAGUAGAACUAUUCCUGCUUUUGAAAUUGUGCAAAAGUAACAGUAAAAAUCCAUUUACCCAUUUAAACAAUGUUGCUUUCUAUUUCUAUAAUGCUAGGAUAAGCAAGAAUUAUAAUGUAAGAAUAUAUUGUAAAUAAAGUGUGUGAUGUAAAAGUCUAUACUGUAAUUCAAGCAGGCUAUACGCAUUAUCAUAAUUUCAAAUACAACUUCUUCGCUACUUAAAAUUUUAGGCCUAUACUUAAGUAUGUUAAAAAUAAAACCAGACAGAUGGGGAUCUGUCAGCAAUAGUCGCCUGUAGCAGAUGUUUUGCAAAAGGCACAUAAGAGGCAAGACCAUGAGAAAAGGGUUCUUUCCCUGAGAAAGCACUUUGGGACUUGGUAUGGCAAAGAGGGUAUUUGUAUCACUGUGUUGUAAUAAAUCUCAGUGGGCAUUUUUUUC